Molecule: messenger RNA, 1884 nt
Organism: Octodon degus (degu)
Lineage: Eukaryota; Metazoa; Chordata; Mammalia; Rodentia; Octodontidae
Gene: Fam89b
Product: family with sequence similarity 89 member B
Exons: 2
Coding region: 778-1347 (189 amino acids)
Biological process (GO): positive regulation of cell migration; negative regulation of transforming growth factor beta receptor signaling pathway; establishment of cell polarity
Cellular component (GO): cytoplasm; lamellipodium
Molecular function (GO): transcription corepressor binding
Source: RefSeq, a predicted model, not a curated record
UCCUGUGGAAAAACAGCUGUUCUUCUGUGUGCUUUGUACCUUUCUUGAUUGAGUGCAUGCCAGCCCCAGUUCUACUUGCUUUCUUAAUUUGGGCCUUUGACAAUUCCACAUCUAUUCUUCCUGAUGCUCUGAAAGAUGAGCUUAUUUCUGCUCAGUUUCUGCCAUCAGAAUGAGGGGUAGUUAAGAGGACUGGGUAAUACUCCCUUUCUGAGGAAGAGACCAUAGCUUUCUCAGGUAGAAGAGGGCUCGCCCCUGGCCGUUUCUCGAAUGUCAGUCAUUCCUGACCUUUUCCCUCCCACCCAUGAGCAUUCUGUCACCCUUCCCACCUCAUGCCCACCCCAGGCACUCACACACUGACGGGGUUGUGGGGACCCCAACAUUGCAGGUUAAGUCUAGUGUGGACCUGCUCCAGUCCCCUGACCCUCACUUUUAGAUCGUUAGGGAGGGUAAUCGUAUAGUAAAUUGUAUAUGGGAUGGGACAGUAAAAAGAACCGCUAGGGAACCAUGUCUGCCCUUUUUGCCUCUUUCGCGAACUCCUUUCCCGGCUUCCAGUCUUUGGGGGCGCGACGCGGGCCGCAGUGGCCGGUUUAAGGGAGGCCCCGCCUACGCGGGAGGCGGGGCCAAGGCGGAGUCCGAGGAGCUGGGGAAAGAACAAAGCCGGGCCUGCGGGCGGCGGUUGGCUCGGCCGGCGGAGCCCUCCGGGAGGCGGCCCGGGUGGAACCCUGGGCGGAGUGUCGCAAACAGGGAGGCAGUGUUUCCCUCCGCGCCGGCCGGGCCAUGAACGGACUGCCCUCGGCCGAGGUGCCAGGCAGCGUGGGUUGCGCCCUGGCCGGGCUCCCACCGUUGCCGCGCGGCCUCAGCGGCCUCCUCAACGCGAGUGGGGGUUCGUGGCGGGAACUGGAACGCGUCUACAGCCAGCGCAGCCGCAUCCACGACGAGCUGAGCCGCGCCGCGCGCGCCCCGGAUGGGCCCCGUCACGCCGCGGGUUCUGCCAGCUCCGGACCUACCGCCGGCCCUCGUCGGCCAGUCAACCUCGACUCGGCUCUGGCCGCGCUGCGCAAGGAGAUGGUGGGUCUUCGGCAGCUGGACAUGUCCCUGCUGUGCCAGUUGUGGGGCUUGUACGAGUCAAUCCAGGACUACAAGCAUCUGUGCCAAGACCUGAGCUUAUGCCAGGACCUGUCGUCCUCCCUGCACUCGGACAGCUCUUACCCACCUGACGCUGGCCUAUCUGAUGACGAUGAGCCGCCUGAUGCCAGCCUGCCCCCAGACCCACCACCCCUCACUGUACCCCAGACACACAAUGCCCGUGACCAGUGGCUGCAGGACGCCUUUCACAUCAGCCUCUGAAGAGCUGGAGUUGGUGGGGAUGCACCCAAGCAAAAGGCUCAAAACUCACCCUUUUAGUAAUCUUCAGACUACAGUGCCUGCUCUUCCACCGGUACCACCUCACCUUACCUUUCAGGAGGGCAAGGCGUGUGCUUCUCAGGCAAGACUGGCAGCCCCCCUCCUGCUUAGCUGCCACUGGGUGGGCUCCCAGGUUGCAGCCUCUUCCAUGGUGGUGGGCCUCCACUUCUCUCCCACAUGUGCACCUCCAGCAUGGCCACCCAUAGUCUGGCAGUGGGGCUCACAGCGUCUUGCAGUCCCCUUGGUAUUUCUGGGACUGAGAUGAAUGUCUGGCUCCCAUUUGUUUUUCUACCUUUUGCUGCUCUUGGCAGCUCCUGGCUCAGGGGCCUCUCACCUCCAUCCCUGGGUUCCAGCGUCCUGGAUAAGGACUCCAGGAGCCACGCCUGCACUUUGCCAGGCAGUAAAAGGCUGGGACUCCAUGCUGGAUAUUUAAGUUUAGGAGCAGCCUUCUGGGCGUGUAAAUAAAUAUUCUCGGCAUUA